AGUCUCCUAUUGAUGCUACACAAGCAGGACUAAUCCAAUACGCCGAAAGAAUUAAGGUCUGCUGUUACAUACAACCGCUGCUCUGAAUCUGAAUCGAAGAAGUAUGCAGCUAAUAAAGCAAUGGAACAUCAAAGAAUAUGCCGGAGCGUUUGUCAUUCUCGGCUUGAGAUCGGAUCAACAUUGGCGUCGGCCAGAAGAUCGAUGUUAGUUAGGCUACAGUCGUGAGAUUGAGAUUGCAGCAGAGCGGAGACGUCGACGUAUGAAGAGGAAGUUAUUAUUGCCAUUGAUCCCUCAAGAGACCGUGAAUAAACGACCCUUGCACUUUGCGACAUGGUUGAAUACCAUGAUUGGCGCGAUGAAGACGAUUCAUCACCAGAACCAAUUCCACCGAUGUUGAAAAGGAAUACCAAACGGACGUCAUCAAAGUGGAAGCAACAAGUCCGAGGAACGAAACGGAUGCAGGUAUUAUCGUGGUAGGCGCUCAUAGCGAAUGCGAUGACUGUACGCUGUUCGGUUGCUUUUCAUUGGAAUCGAGUUACCAAAUAGCCAAAGACGGUUAUCAGCAGGCAAUCCAGGUUUAAAGAUUGGCGAAGCUGUGACUGAUCCAAUAAAGAAACACGUCACCCCGGAAAUGGCCAGGAUUGUUGGAAAGCCUAAGUUUCAGAAAACAAAAACAAAAACAACAAAUUUGGUUAUACAGUAAGUACUAACGAGUCUCGGUACUUACGUUGUAGCUCAGACUGCAGCGAUCUUCUUUCAGCCCCGGAAAAAUUUGAUAGACUCCAGUUAUGCUUUAGAGUCAUCGCUUUCGGGCCACAUCCAGCACAUCUGGUUCAGAACUUUGCACAAGGCUAUUGUGAACCGUUGGCACACAUUUGUUUUUCCUCCCCGGAUUCGGUGGAUGCAGAUGCAAACCAAUGUCCAGCAGGAAGGAUAACCAGAUGCGUUUAGCAACCGUGUUCAAAACUUUCGCGGCAAGUUCAGAACUAUCGCGGCAAGUUCAAAAGUUUACGCACGAUGAGUUUGAUAUUCGGAUGAGCGAUGCAACAGUCAUGCCAGAUGCCGCGGUACCCGUUAUCAUAAAGGCACGACGUGAAAACAGGUCUCUUCGAAAUCUGGCUUCCACAAGUUUUCCUUUUUCCGCGAGAGGCGGUCAUUCUAGAAUCUUCUCAACGAAGUUAUUGGUUAAAAUUUCAGCAUGGUAGCCUGAAAGCAGUGAACAACCAAACAGAGAAGGAAUCAGUGGCAUAUUGCCGCAUAUUAUAAAGAGGAAGACCCCAAUGACCAAUGUUUAAAUCUAUGUGAACACAUACCUUUACGAGACAAAAUACCGUCACAUCAUGAUGUUUUUCCAAACCCAAUUGUGAGAUCUCAUAAUUUGGUUCUGACAUAGCAUGGCGACACAAUGAUAUCUUUAGCAAAGGCGGGACAUAACUUCAACUGUGUUCGUAUACGUUGCUACUUGGGUUACCCUUAUGUAGCAAUAAAAAGGCCCGACAAAUAGGUACGGCCACCAGUUGGAUCGACGACUCGACUCGCUAUCUCUGGGUCGACUUUCACGGCAAACUUCGCUAUUACUCACGAUGCUUCUUUCUUCUCGGGUUGUAGCCCUGCUUUUCUUCAUUGUUGGUUUGCGUGCCGAAUGGUUUUCUGAAGUGGACGAUCGUAUGAAACAAUUUAAUGCCAGUGGAUCCCCUGCUGUGGGAGGGGAAUUUCCGUAUAUGUCUCUUUUGCUGCUGAAUGGCGAUUUAUGCGAAGGAACUUUAGUUGGACCUUCCCAUAUCUUGACUGCAGCUCAAUGUGUAUUCGGGUUUUCUACAACAGAUGCCACCGACUUCCAAGUUUUGUUGAACACGCUCACAACGGAUGGCGACGCAGGAGUCGUCAACGUAGGAGUAACGAAUUUUAUAAUUCAUGAAAAUUUCGACCCAAUUACCAUGGAUAACGACGUCGCUCUAUUGGUCUUACAAUCAUCAGUUACAGAUGUGCCAACUGUUACCCUUCCAGAUAUACCGCAACCGAUAACAACUGAACCGACCACAAUACCAACUACAACAACUAAAACAACCACGACCAAAAUGCCCACAACAACUACAACAACAACGACCAAAAUGCCCACAACCACGACCAGAAUGCCCACAACAACUAAAACAACAACAACGACAAAAAUGCCCACAACAACUAAAACAACAACAACGACAAAAAUGCCCACAACAACUAAAACAACAACCACGACCAAAAGGCCCAUAACAACUAAAACAACUACAAAGACGACCACAAAACCAAAACCAACAACAACAACUAAGACGACCACAAAACCAACAACGAAAACAACAACUAAGACUACCACAAAACCAACAACGAAAACGACGACCAAAAAACCAACAACAAAACCCACCACAAAACGCACAACAACUAAAAAGAAAACCAGAUUUCUAGAAUCGAUUUCUGAUAUAGUACGUUCUGACGAUUUGUUGAAUGGUAAAAUAACUAAUCGAGCCUCCAGUUCGUAUGCUGAUAGCCCGGCCGUCAUUAUUGGAUGGGGAACAACAAUCUAUCCAGGAGGAACCCUUUCAAAUACAUUAUUAAAAGCUGAUGUCAUUGUGGAGGACAAUGAAAUCUGCGCCAGUCAAUAUGCUGAUUUCGUCGGCGAUAAUAUGCUGUGUGCCACGUUUACAGGAUCUGUAAACCCGCCAACGGAAAACCCGAUUAUUACAACGAAGGUUCCGAUUAUUACAACGAAGGAUCCGAUUACUACAACGGUGGUUCCGACUACUACAUCAGGAAACCCUCGACCGCCAUCAACGGCCAAUCCGUUGUGUUCACCAGCACUCUCGGACUGGGCAACUGAAUUAGUGUCACUGGGAUAUUUAUUCAAUAGAACUGCUGGAAGGGUACACAAGAGGGCAAACACUUGCGAGCAGGGUCUCGACAUUGGCGGUCCGCUUUUCGUUGAUGGAGUUCAAGUUGGUAUAAAUUCCUUCGGCUACAAUGUUGAUUGUGCUGAUCCUAAUUAUACCGGCUUAUACACCCGAGUCACCGCUUAUCUUGAGUGGAUUGCAACUACGAUGGCUAACAAUAUGUAGAAAGGUGAAAUAAUGGCGAUUCGUCAUGACUAUAAUCUAUUCAAACUGUCUGCAUGAUUUUAUUUUGUCAUGAAAUUGGGUUUAUCAAAUUAUUUCCUUCCUUUUUUAUCAUCUAGUUAUUGAUUAGCAUAUAUUUUAGUGUUUCAUGUGUGUUGGGUGUAUUAGUUAUGCGUAAUGGAAGUACACAAUAAAACCAAUUUUUAUUGAGCAA
This is a messenger RNA of Daphnia pulex (common water flea), 3297 nucleotides long. RefSeq names its product cell wall protein DAN4-like. Bases 1584 to 3086 code for a protein of 500 amino acids. The transcript has 14 exons. Gene Ontology annotation, biological process: proteolysis. Gene Ontology annotation, molecular function: serine-type endopeptidase activity. Lineage: Eukaryota; Metazoa; Arthropoda; Branchiopoda; Diplostraca; Daphniidae. The record is from RefSeq and is a predicted model, not a curated record.